Molecule: messenger RNA, 1421 nt
Organism: Paramecium octaurelia
Lineage: Eukaryota; Ciliophora; Oligohymenophorea; Peniculida; Parameciidae
Source: the annotation of a GenBank genome assembly
AUGUAAACAUAACCAGAUCAUGAAUAUCUGAAUACUUAAGCAAAUUAAGGACAAGAACCUAUUAAUAAUAAAGUGCCUUUUUUGGAUCUUGAUUCUUCUGGGGAUGCUUUGGAGGAUGGGAGAGUAACUAAUCUCUGUUUUCAAAGGUAUUGAUGUUUGGAUGAUAGUGAUUAGAUUUAGAAUGAUGGAUUUAAGUUUCUUUGUAUUCAACCUAAUUGGGACUGGUUUAACCGUAAUAACUUUGGAAUUGAUCCAUUAUGAUCAAGAACCAGAGGCACGUAAGGUGUUGUUAUGGGUGAUAUUCAUAUCAAAUUUAAUUUUGAUGGGAUUAGUAGUAGUAAGAAAUGCAGCUAAAUUGAAAUGGAGAGAAAGUAAAGGAGAUAUGUAUGGUGGAUUUAGCAAAGAGUCAUUGGGAAUAUCUUUGGAGAUAUUAAUUAUAGCAGCAUCUCCUUUACCAUUUUUGGAUGAUUAUAGUUUCUAAUUUGAAAACGAUUUUGUUGAAGGUGAAGUAAUGAUAUUAAGUUAGGUAGGUCUAUUACUAUUCAAACGAAUUGCUUUGUCUUACUCUUGCCUUUCGAGUAAUAUUUUUUAUUCGUACAACCUUAUUGAAUUCUUAUUGGCAUUCGAAUAGGACGGAUAGAGUUUGCAGUCUAUAUGCAAGUUAAGCAGAUUAUAUGUUCACUAUAAAAUCUCUAAUGAGGUAAGAUUUAUACAUUAAAACUCUUGAGGAAUCAACCAUUCACUGUAAACUAUAGUGCAAUGAUCUUACUAAUUGUAGUUUUUGGAUAUUGUUUGAGAAUAUGUGAGAGUCCUCUUAAUCGAAUAGACAUAAGUUCGAAUGAUUUUAGUAGUUAUGCAAAUUCAAUGUGGUGUGUAAUUGUAACUAGUACAACUGUAAAUUGCUUAUUCUAACAAUUACAUAGUUAGGAUAUGGGGACUAUUAUACCAGAACAUUAUUGGGACGCAUAGUAAUGAGUGUUGUUUGCAUAUUGGGUAACUUUGUGGUAUCAUCUAUGAUUGUCAUCAUUACAAAUGAGUCUUAUUUAUCUACAUUAGAAAAUAAGGUGGUAAUUUUGAUAGACAGAUUGAGUUUGAAGAAGCAGAUGCAAUAAGAAGCUGCCAUGAUAAUCACUGUAUUUGGUAGGAUCUAUUAUGCAAAGAGGUAUUAAUUUCAAUAUUUGAGACAUCUCGACUUUUCAGAAGAGUAGUUUACUGAGAUGAAUAAGAAAAUGAAGAAGUAUGCAAUGUAAUUAAAAUUAACUACUCGUAAAUAUGUUGCAGCAAGGGCUUUGGGCAGUCAAUUAGAAGAGAUCAACAGUGGUUUCAAUUCAUUGAAAGAGAAUCUGAAAUAAACAUCAUAAUUAUAGGAGGAUUUGAUUAAAGCAAAUGAAAAUCUUAUAAAUAAAAUUGAUAAUAAGUGA